AUGUCGCCGAAAUUAAAACCAAAAAAACUGAGUGCUGUACAAACACUGUCGUUGGAGGAACAGUUAAUCGGGGACAAAUGUCCAGCUUGCCACGAAUCGGAUAUUGCGGAUAACAUGAUGGUUCAAUGCGACCGGUGUGACCAAUGGUUUCACUUCACUUGUGCUGGAGUGGACGAAGGGAUAAAAGAUACCAGUUUUGUAUGCGUUAUCUGUGUUUAUCGCAGUACUCCAGCAAGCACACACUCAGGGAGAUCUGAAAAGUCGAGAAUCUCGAUGAGAAUCCAAAUCGACUUACAACGACUAGAAGAAGAGAAAGCAAUAAAACAGAAGUUACUUGAAGACAAAUCUGAGCUAAAUAAGGAAUUCGUCGGGAAGAAGUAUGAGCUACUGCAUGCGGAGUUAAUAGAUGUUGAAGACAACAUAAGUGAGAGGAGUCAUCGUAGCAACCGAAGUAUUACUAGCAAAGUCCAACAGUGGUUACAAACCCAGGAAAAGUCGACUAUGAGUACCGGCAUCGGUAAAGCAAAAAACCCAACUGGUCUCACAGCGAAUACGGGUACAAUACCCAAAAGGACCGCUGCAGUUAACAACGGUGUAAACACGAAGCCAUUCACUUCCAGUCCACACAACGCUCAAUCUAAUCAUGCUUCGGGGGAUGCAAACAAGCAAUACGGUACACUAAAUCAGCAAUUAGUACCCUACGGAAACCACAAGCAAUCGCUCUAUUCCAGUCCUCAGCAGCCAACUUCAGUGUCAAUGCUGACAAAUCAACAAAUUUCUCCCCUCACAGAGCAACAAAAAAAAUCGGCUGUGAGUAAAGAUGUCGUAAUCUCCCCCAACGAAAAAACUAUUGUUAAGCAGCUCGAGAAACAGGUACAAGAUCUGCAGCAACAAUUGAACCAGUUACAGUCACCCUCGCAAGUUCAGCCAAUUUUAUCUAGAACUGAAAGCAGACAUUUGGCACCGCCGCUCCCACAAGCGGGUAGCGUAAACAGUAAAUUUCCUUACGGCGCAGGGUACUUACAACCUCGCCCGCAUGUAGCCUUUCCAUCUCUAGGACCCAAUAUGUCAAUGGGAAACCCUGUAGGGAACUCUACACCAGUUACUAUUCCCCAGCGACAACAUUCCUUCGCACCAACGAACCAGGCAAACUCUAACACUUCACUGCUGGUGCACCCCGAUAAUAAGGGUUCAACGUUCUCCACUCUAACGAGCGUCCCGUGCUACACUGAAUCCAUUUCUUCGCCUUUGGCCUCACAUACACAUGCUAUAAGCCCAUCGGUACACAUAUGUGAACCAAACGCACAACAACUUGCUGCAAGACACGUCGUCCCAAAAGACCUCCCUAUUUUCUUCGGCGACCCGGUUGACUGGCCACUGUUUUACAGUAGCUACCUACACUCAACGCAAAUGUGCGGCUAUUCAGAAGCAGAAAAUCUUAUGAGACUUCAAAGAUGUUUGAAGGGUAACGCUUUAGAGGCGGUUCGCAGCUGUCUGCUUCACCCAUCGUUCGUCACGCAAAUCAUCACGACGCUCCAAACACUAUAUGGACGGCCAGAAUUGAUUGUAAAAUGUCUCCUUGACAAAGUCCGUUCUACUCCUCCACCAAGAGCCGAUAAAUUAGAAAGCCUCAUAAAUUUCGGUCUUGUAGUGCAAAAUCUAUGCGGUCACUUACGGUCGAUGGGGAUGGAUGCAUAUUUGUCGAACCCAAUUUUGUUGCAAGAGCUAGUGGAUAAGCUUCCCACCGUUAAUAAACUUAAUUGGGCAGUGCACCAACAACAAGUUCGAUCCGUGGACGUUGGCGUUUUCGGGGACUAUAUGGCAUCACUUGUAUCGGCGGUAUGCCAAAUAACACCCUAUAACGAGACGGUUUCGAAGCAAGAGAAACCCAAGAACAAAGAGAGGGGUUUCCUCAAUACUCAUUCAGCAGAAAACGAAUUGAGCAAGUGCGACUUCGAGCGAAAUGAGAGCAAUGCUGAAAAGUUUAUUGACUCUCCAAAGCCUUGUCCUGUUUGUAAGAAAGAUGGACACAAGGUAAAAGAUUGUAGGAAUUUCAAAGAGAGCAGCUUGGACAACCGGUGGAAGCUUGUAGAACAAUUGUAUCUUUGUCGUAGGUGCUUAGUAGCUCAUGGAAAAUGGCCUUGCAAAGCGCCAGUUUGUGGAAAGGAUGGGUGCGGUGUACGUCACAACAGUCUUUUGCAUCCCGGGAAACCUGAUAUGUCGGCUAUCAUUGGAGAACAUUCGAAAGGCCCUGAAACAGUGUCUGUUCAUCAUCAACUGCCUCGUUCAACUUUGUUUCGUGUAAUCCCAGUAACUUUAUAUGGGAAAAAGGGCAAGUUUGAAACUUUGGCUUUUCUAGAUGACGGAUCUUCCUUGACACUAGUAGAAAAGCAUAUAGCGAAUCAGUUGGGGAUUGAAGGCGAGGCAGAGCCACUCUGCUUGCAAUGGACGAGCAACGUAAAACGGAUGGAAAAAGAAUCCAAAUUGAUUAGUUUGGAAAUCUCUGCGUCCAAUGGCAACCAACGUCACGUGUUAAAUAAUGUACGGACAGUUGAGAGCCUUGAGUUACCCAGACAGUCGCUACAAUUUGAUGAGUUAGCAGGAAGAUUCCCAUAUAUCAGGGAUCUGCCUGUGCAGAGUUUUAAGGAGGGCGCUCCUGGUAUAUUGAUAGGGCUGGAUAACGCCAGGCUAAUUGUCACACUGAAAAAACGGGAAGGGCAUCUCAACGAGCCAGUUGCAGCCAAAACAAGACUGGGAUGGACCAUUUUCGGAUCUAUACAGGAUGUACGUGCACAAGAAACUCCACAAAACACUAAUCUUCACAUUUGCGCUCGGUCACGUGACCAAGAAUUGCAUGAUGCAGUGAACGAGUUUUUUAACGUAGAGAAUCUUGGUGUUACUGGCAUCCCAAUGAUUGAAGCAGAGGAUGAUCAACGAGCUCGGAAGAUUCUACAAGAGACAACUAAGCGCUUGGGUACCGGAAGGUUUGAAACGGGUUUACUAUGGAAAUGCGACUACAUUGAAUUUCCUCACAGUCGGUCAAUGGCAGAGCGACGUUUAAAAUGUUUGGAACGAAGGCUAGAAAGGCAACCAGAUCUAUACGCAAACGUCAAGCAGCAGAUCAACGAUUAUCGAAACAACGGUUAUGCACAUAUAGUGACAAAGGAAGAAUUGGCCAACUCUGACCCCAGGACAGUUUGGUAUCUUCCAUUAGGAAUCGUUUUGAACCCAAACAAACCAGGCAAAGUUCGAGUAGUGUGGGACGCAGCAGCAAAAGUUGAUGGCAUUUCACUUAACUCUAUGCUGUUGAAGGGGCCUGAUCUCCUCGCAUCGCUACCAACGGUUUUAUACGGUUUCCGACAACGUCAAAUUGCUAUAACUGGUGAUAUAAAGGAGAUGUUCCAUCAAAUAGUUAUUCGUCCUCAGGACCGACAAGCGCAACGAUUUUUGUGGCGGGAUGAUUCAACACAACCAAUACAGGAGUACGUGAUGGAUGUGGCAACCUUUGGUUCAACAUGCUCGCCAUGCUCCGCGCAUUAUGUCAAAAAUCGGAAUGCUGAAGAGUGGAAAGAUGUAUACCCGCAAGCUGCCAUGGCCAUAAUUGACAACCACUACGUGGACGACUAUUUGGACAGUGUAGAUACUGAAGAAGAAGCGAUUCGCUUGGCGUUAGAAGUGAAAACCGUACACGCGAAAGGUGGAUUCCAUAUUCGAAACUGGUUAUCUAAUUCGGAUGCGGUCAUUAAACAGAUCGGGGACUGCGGUUCGGAAGCGUCAAAAUGUUUUACUCUGGACAAAACGACGGGAGCUGAGAGAGUAUUGGGUAUGAUUUGGUUACCAAAUGAAGAUGUAUUCACGUUUGCUGUCAAGUUUCGAGACGAUAUCCAGCCAUUGUUGGACGACUCCAGGAAACCAACGAAGCGAGAAGUCUUACGUGUCAUAAUGAGCAUAUUCGAUCCUCUGGGUUUCGUCGCCCCCUUUGUAGUACAUGGCAAGUGUCUAAUUCAGGAUAUAUGGCGAUCGAAGGUAGGAUGGGAUGAAAAGGUUCCUGAUGAGAUUUUCUCGCGUUGGAAAAAAUGGGUUCAAGUACUUGGCAGACUUUGCGAGGUUAAGAUUCCUCGCUGCUACUUUCCAGGAUACAGUGCGGAUAGCUUAGACACGUUAGAACUCCACGUGUUCGUGGACGCAAGCGAAAGUGCAUAUGCUAGCGUAGCCUAUUUCCGUAUCGUUGAUUGCGGUCGAGUUCGUUGUGCUCUGGUGGCUUCUAAGACAAAGGUUGCUCCGCUGAAGCCAAUGACGAUUCCUCGUCUCGAAUUACAAGCAGCGGUUCUUGGGGCACGUAUGGCUAAAACUAUACAAGAUAGUCAUAAAAUUCCAAUUAGACUUCGAGUAAUGUGGAGCGAUUCGAGUACAGUGCUUUCGUGGAUUCGUUCUGAUACACGACGAUAUCCCAAAUUCGUAGCAUUCAGAGUCAGUGAGAUUCUUAACGUGACGAGCUUAGAUGAGUGGAGAUGGCUUCCAACACGUUUAAAUGUAGCGGAUGAGGCUACGAAAUGGGGUACUGGACCAAGUUUCCGUAAAGAAAAUCGUUGGUUCCGAGCCCCAGAAUUCUUGAACGGAUAUGAAGUAGAAUGGCCAGCAAAUAAUUUACCACCACCAGGCACGACUGAAGAACUGCGCCCUGUCGUUGUUCAUCAUAGGCAGGCAUUCGAACCACCAAUGGAUUAUAAACGAUUCUCUAAAUGGGAGAGACUACUUCGGUCAGCGGCCUUUGUUUACCGUUUCAUCGAAAACAGUAGGAAAAUGUCCCAGGGCAAAAACUCCAUCAACACGGGAAUUUUAUCCCAAGAAGAGCUGCAGAAAGCAGAAGCAUGUCUUUGGCGUUGGGUUCAAAUGGAAGCAUAUUCUGAAGAGCUAGCUGCAAUCGAAAGGAAUCAACAACAGAAUCCAGGUGGUAUUGUGAAACCAGGAUACGCCAGCAAAUUAGAUGGAGUUUCUGCAUUUGUGGAUCAGAAUGGAAUAUUAAGGAUGGAGGGGCGCAUAGGUGUCGCCACGUGCGCACCGUACUCUGCAAAGUUUCCUGCAUUUCUUCCUAAAAAACAUCCAGUCACUGAACUUCUCGUAGAUUUCUACCAUCGACGUUACGGACAUGGCAGUGGCGAGACGGUAGUAAACGAAAUUAAGCAGCACUUCAAAAUCGCACGCCUUAGGCCCGUUGUUCGGAAAAUAGCAAAGCAGUGUACAUGGUGUGCUGUCUAUAAAGCAACUCCAGCGGUUCCCAGAAUGGCGCCGCUACCGGAAUCCAGGGUAACACCUUAUGUUCGACCUUUCACCUUCACCGGUGUCGAUUAUUGUGGACCGUUUAUCAUUCGGAUUGGUCGAAGCAACGUAAAAAGGUGGGUGAUGCUCCUCACUUGCUUAACAGUACGAGCGGUGCAUUUAGAAAUCGCCUGCAGUUUAAGCACUGAGUCAUGCAAGAUGGCACUACGCAGAUUCAUAGCUCGCAGAGGAUCUCCGCAGCAGAUAUACAGCGAUCAGGGUACUAAUUUUCAAGGAGCUAGGAAAGAGCUAAAGGAAGAAUUAGCAAGCAUCAAUCGUGAUCUAGCCGGAACCUUUACGAACUGUACCACCCAAUGGUAUUUCAAUCCACCCGCAGCCCCUCACAUGGGUGGUGCGUGGGAACGCCUAGUUCGUUCGGUUAAAACUGCACUAUUCAAUCUUGCACCAGUCAGAAAGCCUGAUGAAGAGACCUUUGGAACACUUUUAGCAGAAGUCGAAGGAAUUGUCAACUCUCGACCAUUGACCUAUGUCCCACUAGAUGCUGCCGACAACGAGGCUCUUACUCCCAACCACUUCUUGAUGCUUAGUUCCAGCGGUGUAGUGCAACCACUUAAGGCGCCGAUGGACAGUAGUGCAAUCCUCAGAUCUAACUGGAAUCAAAUACAAGCUUUGCUCGAUCAAUUUUGGAACAGAUGGAUAAAGGAAUACCUGCCAAAUAUUAACCAACAUACAAAGUGGUUAACCGACACCAAACCACUUCAACCAGGAGAUUUAGUGAUAAUUGUGGACGAUAGAACUCGUAAUAGCUGGACACGCGGUAAAGUCGUCAAAGUGAUUCCAGGAAGGGAUGGCAGAGUACGUCGUGCAGAAGUAAUAACUUCCAGCGGAGUAGUCGAAAGGCCUGUUUCCAGACUGGCUGUACUCGAUGUGCUCAGAGGUAGUGUGGCAGAAGAAAGUAUCCUGCAACACGGGUCGGGGAAUGUUCGCGAUGAUUGCCACCUCUCGAGUAUACGUCUUGAUUACGGCCCAGCCAUAUCUUUGCCACUGGCCGCAGAACCGUCAAAUGGGGAAUGA
Molecule: messenger RNA, 6354 nt
Organism: Topomyia yanbarensis
Lineage: Eukaryota; Metazoa; Arthropoda; Insecta; Diptera; Culicidae
Exons: 1
Coding region: 1-6354 (2117 amino acids)
Biological process (GO): DNA integration
Molecular function (GO): nucleic acid binding
Source: RefSeq, a predicted model, not a curated record